AUGGCCACCCAGGACGGCACAGGUAGGCCUCCCUGCCCGCCCUUCAACCUCGAAUCGGCACGGGCAAAGGUGAGGGCAGCCGAGGACGCGUGGAACACUCGAGAUGCCACCAAGGUCAAGAUGGCCUACACGCCCGACUCCAUCUGGCGGAACCGGGACCAGUUUUUGCAGGGCAGGGACGCCAUCGAGACCUUUCUCACCGACAAGUGGAAGAAGGAAAACGGGUACCGGCUUCGGAAGGAGCUGUUUGCCUUCACCGACGACAAGAUUGCCGUCCAGUUCUGGUACGAGUGGCACGACGACAAUGGCCAGUGGUGGCGAACCUACGGGCUCGAGGACUGGACCUUUGCCGACAAUGGCCUUAUGCGGAAGCGGCAGAUGAGCGGAAACGACGUCAAGAUUGCCGACGGGGAGAGAUGGUUCAAGGAUGGCGUCGAUGUUCACCAAGUGGACAUCUCGGAGAAGCAUUGGUAG
Drechmeria coniospora is the source of this 474-nucleotide messenger RNA. RefSeq lists its product as uncharacterized. The transcript is spliced from 2 exons. The record is from RefSeq and is a predicted model, not a curated record. NCBI's taxonomy places the organism in Eukaryota, Fungi, Ascomycota, Sordariomycetes, Hypocreales, Ophiocordycipitaceae. The coding region runs from base 1 to 474 and encodes 157 amino acids.